AUGGUUCAUGCAGGAUCUGUUGCUAAAAUCAAUCCACUUACUCCUCUCCACAAAGUUUACGUGCUUAGUUGUGGGAUUUCAACAGAUUCUUCUAUUAUUGAUGCCGCCAAUCCUAUUGGAAAUGUAUUGAAAUUCAACUUUGUGGAUUUUGAAGAUAUUAACCUUCAUCUUCACAAAAAUGGAGCAGGUGAACUUCAAGUUCAAACUACUGUAGCAUCCGUGAUACAGAUAGAUCCACAAUCUCAUCAAACAGCCCUUUUGAAAGAAUGCUUGGAUAAAACUCAAAAUCGGAUUAAACUCCGACAAUUAGCAAUGGUUGAAAGAAUGAAGUUGGCAAAUCAAGUGACUCUCAGCACCAUAAUAGAAAACAAAAAUACAUUAUCCAAGGAUAUGUAUUAUUGUUUCGAAGGAGUUGUUGAUAGAAUUGAAAAUAAAUUGUCCUUGUGGUACAAUGCAUGCACAAAAUGCUCUGCUUCUGUUUACAAAACCACUUGCAACAAAUGCAAAGAGGAAAAUGUCGAAACUAAUCCUAGCUUGCAAACUUCAUCCACGUUUAGAUUUCUCAUACCAUUAAAUGUCAAAACCAAGGUGGACGGUAAAAAGUUAACUGCUGUUGCUGAAGCAAUCGAGAAGAUUAACCCUCCUUUGGAAAAGGGAAAGAAGGGAUUAAAGAACGAUACAGAUGUCGAUGGAAAUCUUCAAAAACAGUCGCACCAAAAGAAAAAUAAACACCGAAUCACCCACACCUCAACUAACGUAGAAAUUUCAAGCGAUGAAGAAACUCUACAAACAAUGAAGAAGAAGUACGUCAAGAAAAUGUCGGCUCCAAGAAACACAAAAACCAAGAAAUUGGUUGAAAUAAAAAAUGAGAAGCCAUGA
Messenger RNA from Striga asiatica, 879 nucleotides. The record is from the annotation of a GenBank genome assembly. Lineage: Eukaryota; Viridiplantae; Streptophyta; Magnoliopsida; Lamiales; Orobanchaceae.